Molecule: messenger RNA, 7275 nt
Organism: Tympanuchus pallidicinctus (lesser prairie-chicken)
Lineage: Eukaryota; Metazoa; Chordata; Aves; Galliformes; Phasianidae
Gene: TECR
Product: trans-2,3-enoyl-CoA reductase
Exons: 14
Coding region: 4910-5896 (328 amino acids)
Biological process (GO): very long-chain fatty acid biosynthetic process
Molecular function (GO): oxidoreductase activity, acting on the CH-CH group of donors
Source: RefSeq, a predicted model, not a curated record
UGCGGGGAGCCGCGGGGCGGAUCUCCGGGCCGCUUCUAGCGGCGAUACCCAGCCGCGCCGGGCGGGCCGGAGGCGGCGAGGAACCCUCUCGGUACCCGGCGUCCUCCCCUUUUGUGCGGGGUCGCGUUCGCGCUCUGAGAGGGACGCGCGGUGCCGUCGGCGGGCGCUGCGUCCGUUCGUCUGCUUGUGCGUGCGGGGUGAGAUGGACCUGGAGGGCCGGAAGGGAGACGGACCCACUCUCCGCGAGGACGAGACUGGCUAAUGCAAAGAUCCCUAGCGGUGCCCGUAUUACACAGCCAGGCGGUGCUGGCUAAAUGCCAGCUGCCCUGUGGUUCUGCGGGCUCGCGCUUGGUGUGCUCCAGCGCAAGACUCAACUAAAAACGCAUUUCACCCAGUGCAAAAUACACAAAAUAACAAAACAGUUGUUACUGUAACAUUAACGGUCUCUAAAACAAGAGAAAAGAGCCUGCUUCUGCGCAGCCUAGAAGUUGAGAUGUUGCUUUUCAAAGGGAUAAAAGUUUUUUGGAUGUCACACUCGACGCACUGAGCUGUUUGUAGCUGCAUUGGGAGAGAGGUGGGUGCCCACUCUGCCUCUUCCCUGCAAUGCUGACCUCCCAAGUUUUUAGGAAAAAUGCCCAAUCUUGUCACUGCCUCCUGCAUUUCUACUGGUGUCCCACAGUCUUGAGAAAUCCAGAUGCAGGAGCAGGCACUCAGCGGAUGCCUCUCAAUGUCCUCACUGUCUGACCUGCAGUUUGGUCUCCUGCUCCCAUUGUACCAAGCUUCUUUAUAACACCCAUUACUCUAAAGUGGGGACAAAGGUGAGAAAGUAGAAUAAUUUGCUCCACUCCACUGGGCAGAACGGAGCAGCAGAGCCUGCUCUUGGUGUCUAAUCAAUAUCCUCUGUCAAAGCAACGCUAAUGUAAAUUCGGACAUCUCAUGAAUUUACAUGCCAGCUUUGUUUCUUAGUCCUCUUCUCUGCAUAGCAGAUAAUGGGCACAAGCAGAUGUGCCUGAAGUCAUGCAGUGUGUGUCAGAGCAGACCCAAGGUGUGGCACUGGACAGGGCAGCGCGGGGUGCUGCUGCCUAUGGCUUCCUGCGCUGUUCUCACUUAUUUGCUUUCGCUUACAAGUUCAAGGUCGCUCGGUAUGCUGAAUUGCACUUCCUCAGCAAACAUCUGAAACUGAGUUAUCAAAACCAGAAGAUGAAUGUUCCACCACUCCCAAGAGUUCAUAAGAGAAAAAAAAUCUCUACUGAUAUCACAAGUGGUAAUAUUCCCUAUUUUGGAUUAGUGUGCAAUUCUAUACAUAUCUCUGUAUAUCUCAAAACCUUUUGCCCUUUAUUGCUUCUCUGUGGUGCCUCCUUGUAAGAAUUACAGAGCACUUUGCAAACACCAAACUCUUGCUCUCUGACCUUUUUCUAAUAUGACAGUUACAAGUUUAGCAGAGAUUUAUCAGAAUUGGAAUAUUCCUGUUUGGGGGCAUUUUAUCAAGGCCAGUAUGUAAUCAAUUUCAUAUUGAGUAUGUGGGAAAGUUCUCUCCCUUACCCAUAAAUGGACCUACAAAAAGAUGGGCAAGAGCAUGAGACUACUUGUGAUCAGACACUGGCUGUUAAUUCUUUUACAAGAGUAUUUCUUACUGCUGCUGAAGACUUCCAAAAUAGGGAACGUAUUAAUAUGACUUUGAAGAAGCCAGUAGUAGAAAGGUAGAUGGAAUUUUGGAAUCACCUUAAACCUUUUUCUUUGAAUUGGCUAUGUUCAGAGUUCAGUGCCAAGAACUAUGAGCAACAACUAAAUUAAGCCCAAGUAUGCUGGAUCUAAUGGAUCAGCACAAAAAGUCCAGACGGGCAGAGUGAUUUGCCUCUACUUACAAGAAGUCUGCAUUAGAACUGAUAGAUGGUCAGGUCCCCUGCACUCCUAGACCCACGUCUAGAUGACUGCCUGCAUACUUCUUGUUCUGCAGUAAUGCUACAGUGGGUCUUGUUUGGGUGCUGGUAUGUUUAUCAUUUCAUCUCACAGCUGUUUUAUCACUAAUAGCUCAGAAGAAAAGUAGCAAGAACAGUUACUGUUCAGAGCCGUGUGCAUGCCUGACAGUACUGGAGAAAGAUUCAUUGCCCAGAAUGUAGAGAUUUAUGACUGGUAUCUAGAUAACUGAUGUUUUCUAGGACUGCUCAUUUAUCUAAAUUGAUUAGAAAAUAACUCUUCUGCCUAUUUUAGAUGUGAUUCUAAGCUUAUGAUAUGACUGAUCCUGGAAGUGCCAGCUUUUCUCCUUUCCCUACAAAGGGUUUAUAUGAGAUGCUCAGACAUAAAUAUCUGUAGCACAGAGCUCUGAAGUUAGGCUGAUGAAUUCUACUCUUUUUUUUCUUUCUGUUUAACAGGUUUAGGUCUUCAAAAGCAUCGCAUGUAGGAAAAACAGAAUGGUCCUCUGUCUUCCUAGAGGAAAUAUGCUUAAGCAAAUACUGUAGAGAAUCAGUAUCGUAAGAAAUUCAGUUGUAAUUUUGCUUCCUUAACUAGUUUGGACGGGAAGUGCCUUUUGUAAGCAGUUCUAACCAGAAAUGUUUUGGAGUCUUCAUUCCCCGAGGAUAGACUGAGCUGACAUAUGCAGUACUGCUAAAAGCAAUAAUGUACUGCCUCCCUCCUCCCCCCUGUCCUUGCUGGCAUUUAAAUUUUCUCCCCCUUCUGACUGUGAUGAAAACCUUCUGAAUGCAGGGGGAUGGCUGCUGCCUGGCCAGCAUUGCUGAGAUGUCGCAGCUCCUGUUACAAAGGCUUCUUCCACUCAGCGCUAUGCUGUCUAGAGCCUCACCAAGUAGAGACACUGAGAGCAAGUGCCAAAAGCAGGACUGCAGAAGAUUUUAAGAUUCUGUAUUCUCCAAGAGCUGCCCAAGCAAGACAAGGCCAUGUGUGAGAUGUUUCAACAGUCAUUUAAAGGGAGACUGCAGAAAAUUGCCCUGCCAUUUGAAAAUGUCAUCUGCUUUCGCAAGUAACACAUACAAUUAUCAUCACAGAAAGAUGAGAAUAUGGGGAAAAACAUUUUCCCUUUCUCUUCUCUCAUCCGUUCUCCAUAUCCAAAACACUUUGUACAGACAGCUGUGUUGCUUCAUUUAAGAGAUGGGCAAUUUGUUCUUUUUCUUCAUGGAACUUAAGAGAGAAACUCUAAAUUUUGUAGAGGGAAAUGUGACAAUAAAAUGUUACUUGGCAGGGAGUACCUGGAGCCAUUCAGGGUUUGAAGGCUGCUUUUGAAAGCUAAAGUCUUAUUUUAGAGACAAUAAUGGACUUAUUUGAAGUAUAUUUUAUAAACUAGAUGUGAUUAAAAAAACCACAGCCCCCUCCUCCCUUCAGUCUCUUCAAUUCCAUGUUUGACGUGUACCCUGGAUUUACAUUUUCACAUUCAUCCACCAAAUGAUUCGUGAAAAGUAGUAAUGGAACUAUAGAUACUGAAGUUCAAUAUUGCAAAUCACAGUGCUGAUUCAAAGAAAUGACUGUGUUUUCACAAAGAAUUUAUAAGCCUCUUCUACCUGAAUAUUGCCACUGUGGAAAAUAAUCACUAUGAACUAGAGCCCUGAGCUAUAGAUAGUCUCUUUUUCCACACGUAAAAGGCUAGGAAGUGCUGUUGAAAAGCCUGGAUAUCUACUUAGUAUUGCAUCAAAACUGACUUAGAUUCUCAGAUGGAAGCAUUCCAGCCUGCUUAAUAGUGACAGUGAUACUCAGUGAAUGAUGUGAGUCUUCAGCAUGACUGGGAAAUUGGCAAUGUGCAGCCCUGUGUUAGCCAGGGCAAGAAAAUACCCACUGAGUCAGAAUUAACUGGUGCAGGUCACUUUCCCAUCUUGUGUAUCCUCUUGGAAGAUAUCAUGGUAACAAAAACUGGAAAGCUUUCAUAGGCUUUCAGGAGUCAGAAUUCACUGUAAUAACCUCUAACACACAAAACUCUAACAGCUUGUUUGUUUGUUUGUUUGUUUUUUGGAGAGGGGACAAAAAUUCAGCCUCCCACUCCAAGGGAAUAAAGUGUUAUUUUCCUUCCUGACUUAUUCUUACAGACUGUUUCAAUCAGUUAUAUAAAUGGCUUUCUCAUUCUCAAGGAUGACUGUAGCCCUACAAUUGUUGCCCUUCACAGGCCCAAAUCAAGAAAGCAAACUAAGCUUGCCACGCAGUCACGUGAGGCACCCAGCUCCAAGAGUGGUUACGACAAUUUGCUUAAGCUAUCCAUCCAAGUUUACUUCAGCUCCAGCCCUUCACUGGGUGGUAUAUCAGAAGGUAUCAGCUGCAGGGAAAGGAUGCACAGAAUGACAGUGGAAGGAAGCGAUGCUUAAAGCAAUCCAGAAAGAUGGGGAUUUAGGAUUUCUCCUUGGUAGAAGAUUCUGGCUUUUUACUGGAAAACAUUCCUGCCCUUUCCUGUCUGUACUUUUUGGUCUCCUGAAUCCUUUACUCCUUGGUGGCCCAGAUUCUAUGAGAGGAGUUGGUAAUGGUAUAGAAGACAGUCUAUAGCACGUUUCCGUUUCUUGGCUGUGUGUCUAACCAUUAUAUAUAAAGCAUGAAGGACCACAUCACCUUCUUCGCAAUAGCUUCUUUUCAUUCAGAAUUAAUUUAAAUGCUGUGCUUCGUGCUGACCUUGGAAUGAUGCUGCUACUGGAUCAAGGUCCUUAAGGGUUUACAUGCAAGCAUGCCUAGCUAACAAGUCUGAAACAGGUGGAAGAAAUAGAAAGAUAGUGAGUUUCAGUACAUUCCAGAUGAUUGUUCUCGUGAGCACACAUAGGAGCAGAAUUUAGGAGGCUGAGCAGUAAAACACCUGGUGUGUAUUUUGUGAACUUGUGCACGUUAGACAUCUGCUUUAUGAAAGAGAAAUUUAAUUGUCCAAGUGUCACUGCAUCUCCUUUUUUAAACUAGGUGAAAUAGUAAUAAGAUGCUAGUUUCAUGAAAUAUGAGCUCUUCAGAGAGACACUAUCAAUCUUUGCUCCUUAUUCAUGAGAACAAAUUUGGCUCCUCAACAUUGAAGGUGGAAAUCCUUGACUGGAAGACAAAGGAACAAUUAUGCUUCUUAGAUAAGGUGGAACCAAAUGCUACAAUUAGGGAGAUAAGAUCAAUGUUCCAUAAAUUAUAUCCCCAGUGGUAUCCAGCAAGACAGUCAAUAAAACUUGAUCCAAAAGGAAAGUCCCUGAGGAAUGAGGAAAUCCUGCAGCACCUCCCUGUUGGCACAACUGCUACUUUAUACUUUAAAGAUUUAGGGCCACAGAUAGGAUGGACUACGGUAUUUUUGAUAGAAUAUACAGGUCCAUUGUUCAUCUAUUUUCUGUUUUAUUUCCGCAUGCCUUUUGUGUAUGGACUGGAUGAGAGGUUUACAUCAAGCCCACAUCCAGUAGUUAACUUGGCAUGUAUCUGCCAUUCUUUCCACUACAUCAAAAGGUUGAUUGAAACAAUAUUUGUUCAUCGGUUCUCCCAUGGGACUAUGCCACUGAGGAAUAUUGUGAAGAACUGUUUAUAUUACUGGGGAUUUGCAGCUUGGCUUGCUUAUUACAUCAAUCAUCCUCUUUACACUCCUCCUUCUUAUGGGAAAAAACAGAUUAAUUUUGCUGUGAUCAUGUUUCUGCUAUGUGAAGCUGGAAAUUUUUCCAUUCACGUUGCACUUAGUGACCUCCGGAGAGAUGGGUCCAAAACUCGUAAGAUCCCGUAUCCAACAAAGAAUCCUUUCACAUGGCUGUUUUUCUUUGUAUCUUGCCCUAACUAUACCUAUGAGGUGGGGACAUGGAUCAGUUUCACUAUCAUGACUCAAUGUGUUCCAGUGGGGCUGUUCACCUUGCUUUGCUUCAUUCAGAUGACAAUCUGGGCAAAGGAUAAACACUAUACCUACCUACGAGAAUUCAAGGAUUAUCCAAGUGUUCGAAUGCCAAUUAUUCCUUUUUUAUUGUAAGAAAAGUUUGGUUUCAAUACUGCAUGGAACUUCAAGAAGAAAAAGCUCAUGGAUUUUUCUUAUUCAUAAAUCUCCUGCCAAAUAAUUGAAUUAAUUGAAGUGAUUCUGGUGUAUGCUAACUCUCCACUGCUGUGGGAAACAAUACACUUGAAAACUAUACUUCCUUAUAUUCAAGAAUUCUUCAAUUCAGAAGCACCUUCAAAAAAUAAGGCUUCAUUGCAGAGCUGGUAGCCAAAAGCCCGUAUAGCUCUACUGCAACCUGAUUGACUGAGAUUUCUGUGCACUAGUGUAUUUAGAUUGAUACAUCAGAGAUACUGAUAAGCUUGUUCUGAAAAGCAGCUCCAAAUUUAGCAGUGGCAUUCUGCAAGACUGUGACAUAAAUACAUUGGAAUGAGGACACAGCAGCCAACUACAAGAAAGCUCAACUCAUACAGUAUGGCCAGCUGGCCUGAAGACAGUUGCAUGUUUUGCCUUCUUUGACUUGAAAAAGAGAGUGUUCUGCCUGGAGGCAGGUACUUUGUGACAAACAACAUUACCAAAGAAAAUGAAUGGCUCCUGGAAUAAUGAAUUGGGCAGUCUCUCAAAUACCUGCUUUGGGUCUAAGCUAUAAUUUGCCAAUUAGAUCUAAAGAAAGAGGAAUUUGUGGAUUUAACAUCCAUCCUUUGAAUAUAUAGGGGUGUUUAUCCUGUUUUGUUUUUAAUAUUUUUAAUUAGUAAAUUGCAUACUGACAAAUAAGGUUCACAGUAUCUGAUCUAUGCCAUAUCCAUGAUAUUUGGCCUGUUUCAUAUAAUAAGUCCUUAACAUAUUCUAAAAGAUCCUAGAGGACAUUUAACCUUGUAUUUUUUGUCAGAAUUCUCUGAAUAAUUUCAGUGUACUUUGUGAAUACAUAAAGUACUGCUAACAUUCAGAAUGGUAGUUCCCUUCCUAUUUUCAGAGCCAAGGAGAAAAAUCCAGACAUUCUGAACUUCCUGUGUUUUCUUUUUCACAAGAUGUUCAGUGGGAUUUAGUUGGGUUUUGUGCAAAUCUAGUAAAAAAAAUAUAAAAUUAUGACUGCAAUAUAUCUGAAUGAUAUUUUGAAGAAACUGUUUCAGAAUAUGAAGAAAAUGUGUAGAUACUGUUUUGUUUCAUGAUUAAUUUAUUUAUUAUAAUGGAUGUAUAGAAAGAUUUUGCAACUGUUUGUAAGAGUGAAAUCUACAAUAAAUUCUAGACUAUGUUUUGAAUUCAAUUGAAAUAGCGAUGGCAAAAGAGGAAGAUUACAGCUGGUUGCCAAAAUUUCAUAAUUAUUUGUAAAGUACAAAGGAAGAAUGUCCUUGCAUCAAGUAAGACCUAUAUAAAUUGAACAAAAAACUAAAAAAGCAAAAUACGUGACCCACCUUUUA